Trypanosoma theileri is the source of this 690-nucleotide messenger RNA. RefSeq lists its product as uncharacterized. The record is from RefSeq and is a predicted model, not a curated record. Bases 1 to 690 code for a protein of 229 amino acids. The transcript has a single exon. Lineage: Eukaryota; Euglenozoa; Kinetoplastea; Trypanosomatida; Trypanosomatidae.
AUGAGUACCUCUCCAUCACCACCAGCCACUACAACAUCCAGUAGUUAUUUUGACAUGCUGGUUAACAGCGAUCCUCGUAUUGCCUUUGAUACUUUACACUUUGGAGUACUUUGCGCAGUGGCGGAAAUGGAGCACGAUCCACGUCCGCAGCAACUGCAGUCUGCGCGGAAGGCACUCAUCACCGGCGACGGCCCAAACGCCCGCUUUGUUAUUCCCACACAUCAGACGACAUUAGACGCCCGACUGCCGCAGCCGCAAGAUGUGGACGCUCUGGAGGCUUAUUUAGAUGCCACUUCUUCACAUGAGGCGCUGCAGCACGUGUUGGGGCCGGCGGUGCUGCACGCCGUGCAGAAGUACCGUCCGCAAGUCACGCAGGCGCAGCGGGGACGGCGGAGACGGCAGCGACAAACACCAUCACAUCAACAACAACAACAACAACACAGUGAGAGAGAUGAGACGGCAACAGAUGCCGCUACUGCUGGUGUUACUACAGGAACUGGUACUGAGGCCGCUACGGAGAUCCAUGUUCAAACUGAAUAUGAUGACGAAGAGGAUAGUGAUGAUGUGGAUAGUGAUGAUACCGAUGCAGGUACUGAAGAUGAGGGUGAUAGUGAUAGUGAUGAUGAUAGUGAUGCUGGUACUGAGGAUGAUGAGGAUAAUGACCACGAUGAUGAAGAAGAAGAGUAUUAG